AGAGCAAAUGCAUGUAAGAAUUCUGUUUCUCAGAUUAUUCGUUUAGUUUUCUCCACAGAUAAAAUGCUAUUUCCUGUUUGAUCAGGAAGGGAGAAAAAGCAGCAUGGCUUGUGCACCAGGGGUGGUGGUGUUCUCCUAGCUGUGUGUACGGCGUGCUUACAGUUGGGAGGUGCAGAGAGGGUAGUGCUCAAUCACAUGACAGUGCCUGUCUGGCAGGUGUCUGUAGUGUGAGCAGAGAAACCAACUGUUCACUAUUUUGGGUAAAUGAGGUUGGCUCUUACUGCAAGUGGCCCCAUGAAGGAGUCCACGCAUCUGUUGAUAAGCACUGCUCUGCAUACUGGGAUCCUGAAUGCUUAUAGCCGCUUGCUGAAACAGUGGCGUUUCUGACUGAGCUUUGAGAUAGUAGGAAGAAAAGUUUUGCCAAGAGCCGUGCUGAUUUUAAUCUUUAGAUGUUGGCUGUCAGGAUUUGUCUGUGCCUCAAGUACCUCUCUGUUCCUAUGCAAUCACAGCCUUGGAAUCUAGCAGUAAACUGAUUUUUUUGGUUCACUUUACCACUUGGUGCAGUGACUGAAACCUGGUAGAGAGGGACUGAGGUAAGGGUUUCUUGUGAGGAUUAAGCACCCCUUCCACUAUCCUGGGACGCCUCCUGUGUUACAGCAUCUGUCUUCAGGUCCAGGGAUUUCCUCUAAUAUGUUGGAUAAAGCCAAGACACUGCAGCCUGCCUAUGUUGGGAUUGUGCCGCUUGCAGAGACUGUGUCAAAGCAAGGGAAGAGCUAUUCAAGCACGUAUCAAGAUUCAUACCACAGUUUACGAGAAGUGCUGCAGUUGAAGCUCCAGCAGCGACGCACACGGGAGGAGCUGGUGAGCCAAGGGAUCAUGCCGCCUCUGAAAAGUCCAGCUGCAUUUCAUGAACAAAGAAGGAGUUUGGAGCGGGCCAGGACAGAGGACUAUCUGAAACGGAAAAUCCGGUCCCGUCCGGAGAGAUCAGAGCUGGUUAGGAUGCACAUUCUGGAAGAGACCUCGGCUGAACCCUCCCUGCAGGCUAAGCAGCUGAAGCUAAAGAGAGCCAGACUGGCAGAUGACCUCAAUGAGAAGAUAGCGCAGAGGCCAGGUCCCAUGGAGCUGGUGGAGAAGAACAUCUUGCCUGUGGAAUCAAGCCUGAAGGAAGCCAUUAUCGUUGGACAGGUGAACUACCCAAAGGUUGCAGACAAUUCCUCCUUUGAUGAGGACAGCAGUGAUGCCCUCUCCCCAGAACAGCCAGCCAGCCAUGAGUCCCAGGGGUCUGUCCCAUCACCGAUGGACUCUCGGAUUUGUGAGCCUCUCCCUAGCACCACUGGCACAUCACUAGCUCAGGGUACAUCCCAAUUGCAGAUCAGCGCAGACUCCAGUGAAACACUUUUCCUACCUGAACAGCCACCCCCACCUCUGCCACCUCCACCUCUUCUGCCCCCUAGUCUUACCAAUGGAGCAGCUCUUACUGCUGCCAAGCCCCCACCAACACUCAUUAAGCAAAGCCAGCCCAAGUCUGCUAGUGAGAAGUCUCAGCGCAGUAAAAAAGCCAAGGAGUUGAAGCCAAAAGUCAAGAAGCUUAAAUAUCAUCAGUAUAUUCCCCCGGACCAAAAGCAGGACAAGGGAGCUCCUCCCAUGGAUUCAUCCUAUGCCAAAAUACUGCAGCAGCAGCAGCUCUUUCUCCAGCUUCAGAUCCUCAACCAGCAGCAGCAGCACUACAACUAUCAGACCAUCCUGCCAGCCCCACCAAAGCCUCCAGGAGAGCAGCAGAGUGGUGCCACUGUCCCUGCUGUACGCAGUCUCUCUGCCACAGUCAGCAGCGCAUCUUCGGUAUCCUCUGGUUCCAGUGGGCUGAUGCGACAAAACAGUAAUGCUGCAGUGGGCAAGCCUGGCCCUCUCCCUGCCAACCUAGAUGAGAUGAAGGUAGCAGAGCUGAAGCAAGAGCUGAAGUUGAGGGCCUUGCCUGUCUCAGGCACAAAGACGGACCUGAUUGAGCGUCUCAGAGCUUACCAAGAACAGAACAGUGCAGCUGGCCAAACAACCCCCACUCCCAAGCCCAGCACAGCAGCCAUGCUCCCAAAAGCUGCCGAAGUGGUGGUAGCCUUCCCUGCUGCCAGGCUGAGCACAGGGCCAGCCCUGGUCACCACUGGCAUUGCACCAGCAGAAGUAGUUGUGGCCACAGUCACUGGUGGUGGUGUGAUGAAGUUUGGCAGCACAGGCUCGACUCCUCCUGUUUCUCCAACUCCUUCUGAGCGCUCGCAGAUGAGCACAGGGGAUGAGAACUCAGCCACCGGAGACACCUUUGGAGAGAUGGUGACCUCACCCCUGACCCAGCUCACCUUGCAAGCAUCUCCAGUGCAGUUCCUGGUGAAGGAAGAAAGCUCCAAGUCUGCCUCCUGCAGUGUAAAUGCAGCACCCAGGUCGGAGCGGUGUAGCACUGGUAACAGCAAAGAUGCAGAAGUUAGGGACAAGGACCAGAUGCUGCAGGAGAAGGACAAGCAGAUCGAGGAACUCACCCGCAUGCUGAAGCAGAAGCAGCAGCUGGUUGAGAUGCUUAGACUACAGCUAGAGCAGGAGAAGCGCUCUCAGCAGUCACUACCGACCCUAGCGGCUGCAGGAGAAGGAACAGCCCUUGCCUCCAACCCAGCAGCAUUUGGCAUUCAGGUCAAGAGUGAAAAUGGUUUCCUGAGUUGCCAAUCUGCAAAGCAAUCCAGUGGCCAAACAGACCAGUUCAGCCCUGCACCAACUGCUAGCCAAAUGGACACUUCGAAUCCAAGCCCAGUGCCAAAGAAAGCCGUGAUGGUGAAGCAGGAGGUGCCAGCCGCGGAAGCAGAGCCACCGUGCCAGUCCCACAGCCCUCGGCUUUUCCUUGGCCAGCAAGGGAGCUCCCUGAGCGACCUCAUCAAGGGCAGUCCGCCCCCCACCCUCAUCACUGACUCCACAGGGACCCACAUCGUCCUCACCGUGACCAAGCAGAGCACCGAGAGGCAGGGCCUCUCGCCACAUGGGAAGGCAGGGAGUAGCUGCCCGACCUUGCAGAAAGUACAAUCAUCGCCCGCUAAAACUUCCAGCCAACCACAGUGUCAGCUACCUGCAAGCACCCCUCAGCAGCCCACGCAGCAGCAGAAGCAGCCGCAGCAGCCCAGAGGACUAAACCAGUCUGUCAGAAAGCCCUCAUCACAGCCUGGCUCUCCUGCUGCCCUUUCUCCAUCCCAGAUGGACCUGGAGCAGCAACAGCACGCAUCGCUUUUUGGAACUUCUCCAUCUCCUCUCUCUGUUCCCUCGGUCCCAAUGAAAGAGCCACCAGGCUAUGAGGAGGCCAUGAAACAACAGCCAAAGGCCCAGGAGAACGGCUGUUCCAGCCAGCAGAUGGAUGACCUGUUUGACAUUCUCAUUGAAAGUGGAGAGAUUUCCGCUGACUUCAAGGAUCAGUCAUCCCCCGCUGGGAAAGACCCACCGGUGGCCCCAGCCUGCUCCCCACCGCCCAGCAGCCACCAUUCCUCAGAGCUGGCGGUGCCAGUGUCCCUGGGGCAGCCGGUGCCCGUGGGCCGGCUGGAGGACUUCCUGGAGAGCAGCACCGGCCUCCCGCUGCUGACGGCAGGCCAUGAUGGGCCGGAGCCCCUGUCCUUGAUUGAUGACCUCCACAGUGAGAUGCUGAGCAGCUCGGCCAUCCUGGACCAUCCGCCUUCACCUAUGGACACCUCAGAAUUGCACUUUGCUCACGAGCCAUCUGGGGGCAUAGCCCUGGACCUGGCUGAGGCUAAUUUGGACAGCAUGGACUGGCUGGAGUUGCCAGGGGGGCCCGUCAUGAGCCUGGCUCCCCUUAGCACUGCAGCUCCCAGUCUCUUUUCCACAGACUUCCUUGAUGGACAUGAUCUGCAGCUGCACUGGGAUUCUUGCCUGUAACUCUGUGAGCAGAGACUGAAGGGAAUGGGAGUGGGAGGGCAGGGGCAUGCAGGGGGAAGAGGCCAGUCAACCAAAAAGAAAAAAAAGAGAUGAGCUCCAAGUAUUUGUACUCCUCCCCCAACAGUGUCCUUCCUGCACAGAGCCGGCAAUGGUGGCAAAGGCAAAUCUGCUGCUCAAGUCACAGCCAGACCAGAGUAGGGACAGCGGCUGCUGGGGGCAGAAGAGGCUGUAGGAGCUGUGGGGCUGGUGGCCUCCUACCUGCUCUGUGCAGCCUGACCCAACCAGAGUGAGAAGGGAGCCAGCAGCCCCUCUUCCUCCAGGCGGGAGCAGUGGUGGCAGCACAUGGAGCACAGUGUUGCUGGGCAAGAGUUCCCUCACACCUUGCAGCGGGACAGGGCAUGACCAGACUGAGCUGUUUCCAGAAGCAAGCACCCCUCACCUUGCUGGAUGGGCAGAUAAAGGGGGUUGUGCUGCCCCUGCACAGUGGGUUUAACAGUUGCAGAAGGGGAUUCUACCUCUGGAACAGGACACAAAGGCAGGAGUGCUGGCUGCAGUGGCUGCCCUCUGCACCACUGGCUGGCUGUCAGGCAGGGUCUGAUCUGCCAUGGGGCUGUGAGGAGCUGGGCAGAACAGGCACCUUUUCCAAACGUAGCCAAAGGGAACCGGGUUCCGCAACAACCUGGUAGUGUCUGAGCUGGUUUCCCAAAUACUGCUGAGCUUGGCAGAGGCACACCUGCUUGCUUCACUCGCUUUGGGCUGCAAAGCAGAUUUUUAAGGUGCUAAAAUCCAGGUCCUUACAUAUUAAAUUUGUCCUUUGCUGCCCCAGACCUCUGGCUGUGCCCAGUCUGCAGGCACCCCGCUACCCCCCAGCUUCCACAGCACUCAUGGUGGGGGUUAGGGACAAAAAAGCAUCCCAGUAUCCUGUUGUGGUGCAUGGGGCACAGCUGGCAACGAGCAACAUAUCAUUAGGGGCCAUGUGCAAUCUCUCCUGCCUUCAGUUGCGCUGUUCCCUCCCCACAGCAGGUGCCCCAGUGGAAAGAGACAGCUGGGGAUGUCAGCCCUGAUGGGCAAGGAAGGGGAAGUGGUGCUGCAAAAGAGGUGUUGUGUGGCAUGAGAGUCCUGGCUCAGUGGUGCAACUGCGAGGGCCCCUUUUGGGGGAGAAGUGGGAGCAGGUAACAGGCAGCUGACCUCUGCUCUUCCUUCCCUCUAGGCCCACAGAGGGGAAAAGGCAAGAGCAAAUGGCUCUUUACUGUGAGCUGCUGCCAUGGAGGGCCCUGGGCUGGUGCCUCACGGCAGCGGCUGACUGCCGUGAGGGCAGAUGAGUACUCCAAAGUGUCCAGAGCCAUGGUGAUGCUAUUCAUUGUGCAGGAUUUUGCACUGGAAACCCGGACCUCUGGCUCUCUCUCAUGCUGUUACACCUGUCACUUUGGAAUUCCUGCGUUAGUUAGGAGUAACUCGCUGCCACAUUUACCAGGGGAGACAGAGCCUAGCUUUGCCUCAGCAGGCAGCUGUCCCUGCUUGGGCCCUGAGCUGGGCCCAGGCUGGGGGAGCUGGGGAGGGCGAAGCUGGAAGUGGUGGCUAUUGAAAUCAUACAGCCUAAGUUGCUGACCCCACUCAGGCAAUGGAAGGAUAAACCGCCAUCCUUUCCAAUGUCUCCCUGAGGAUGCUGACUGUCCCCACCUUUCCCUCCUGCGGAGGAGUAGGUGUGAGCAGGCACAUGCUGCACCCUUGCACCUUUAGUACCUGGCACUCUUCUCAGGGGGAGGCCUUGCCUGGAGAAACUCCUGCUUUCCUGAGCCCUAUUUGCUUGUUAACUGCAUGGAGAGCCACUUUCUUAAUCAUUUGCAGGGGGACCCUGAUGGCAGCUUCCUUCCUUUCUGCCCCCUUCUGCUCCCUUCUCUCCCCAGUUGUAAGCAAGGCAGAGCUUCUUAUCUGCCUCCCUCAGUGUCUGGGGAACACUGCCUGCUUUCUUUUGUCCAAGCUACAGUGUCAUGUCCUAAAGAGAGAAUAACUGGGACUGGUGGACACCCCCUUGAGCCCUCUCUGAGCCUUCCCUCAGUUCUCUCCUGGUGUUCCCUGGGAGCAGUAGGUGCAUUAGCAAUUGCCUCACAGUGCUUUCCCCAGGGCAUCUGCCCGGCCCUGGUUCCGGGUGAGCAAAGGAGGUAAUCGGUUGCUUAAGGAGGAAAGUAGUGGGAGGACUCUUUCAAAUGCUAAGGGAGAAAAGGGAGGCUACUAUCUCAUGCAAAAUCAGCUGCUUCUGUAGCCCACAGUGAGCCGCAGCCACUACCACCACCCAGCUGUGGGGCUGCUUUGUACAAACACUUGCAAAGCUGCAACCAGUAAACAAAGAAUGAACUUAACCGAAAUGCAGUGAGCUCCUAGAGGUGGAGGGUGCAUGCCCAGCCUGACCCUGGCCUGUGGCAGAGGUGCCGGUGCCUGUCACUGAUGUAGCCCUUCCCAGGGUUGCUGGGGCCAGGCUGAGCUCCUGGCUGUUCACACUCGCCUUCACCCACCCACUGUCAUUUGUGAAACGCUGUAGGGAUUUAAUGGCACCAGUUUAAUUACUUGAAAUUGGCUGAUGGGUUGAAGAGCCCCCAGGGAACCCAGAUGACACAGAAGCAGCCCGACCCUCACCUCCUGAGGAUCCCAGCCGACCUGCCAGAGCCCCUCUGCACAAGGGGCUUCUGCCAGGGGAGCGAGCGCUGACCCUGUGCCCCGGGGCAGAGGGGCAAACGGUACCUCAUCCCAGGAAAGAUUAGAAAGCCUUUUCCCCAAGCAGUGCCCAGCGCAGGCCAGCCCAGUUCUCUGCUUUCUUACUAUUAUUUGUUUGAAUAAUAGUUCAAUAGUUCUUUGUUGGAAGAGGUGUUCCCCCGGACAUACGUUUUUGCACCCACUGGGAAAGAAAACCCACAAAGUCUGAUGUUCUGCCUCUACCUUGAAUGUAAUCCUGAAUCUUUCUGCUGUAACCACUACUUGUUUGUAACGUGUAUUUGAGUAGCGCGCGCUCUCCCUUCCACUAUGCAGCACGCGGCGAGGGGUGGUCGGCACCGCUGGAGACGGGUGGUGCUGGGGCAUCAGAUCCAGAGCGAGUGUUCAACUGGAAACGGCUAAAAGUGACAAGUUAAUGGGGGAGAGAAUGGAUCUUUAAAUUGAAUUAUUUUUUCAGUUACAGAUAUUUGAAAAAAAAAAAAAAUCCAUUUUAUUAAAAAAAUUCCAAACA
Messenger RNA from Pezoporus flaviventris, 7135 nucleotides. It is a transcript of the gene MRTFA, whose product is annotated as myocardin related transcription factor A. NCBI's taxonomy places the organism in Eukaryota, Metazoa, Chordata, Aves, Psittaciformes, Psittacidae. Gene Ontology annotation, biological process: smooth muscle cell differentiation. The record is from RefSeq and is a predicted model, not a curated record. Bases 691 to 3915 code for a protein of 1074 amino acids. The transcript has 14 exons.